Molecule: messenger RNA, 921 nt
Organism: Linum trigynum
Lineage: Eukaryota; Viridiplantae; Streptophyta; Magnoliopsida; Malpighiales; Linaceae
Source: the annotation of a GenBank genome assembly
AUGAAAAUUGCUCUAUCUUACCCAAUUCCAGUUCUUCGCCAUGGCUCUGCUGCUGCCCUUACUGCUGUUUCGUCCUUGUCUUCUCGCGCUUACUGCAACCGCGAAAUCAAGAUGAUUCGUGCCAUGGCCAAACGCAAGAAGCCUGCGGAUUCCGAGAGUUCCACCGACCCACCUCCCAGAAUUACAUCAAAUGUGAAGCAGAACUUGCAAUUUCUUAAAAUUUGGAAGGAAAUUCAAAGGCGGAGCUCUAGUGCUCCAAGGCCUGCUACUAGUUACCGCAGGAAGAAGGUGGAGAAGGAAGAUCUGCCUCCAGAUACCCAGGAGAUUUAUCGUGAUCCAACCUUCACUCUCUAUCACACAAACCACAUUCCAGAUACUGUUGUCCCAGUCUUGCUUGUUGAUGGCUACAAUGUAUGUGGCUACUGGAUGAAGCUGAAAAAACACUUUAUGAACGGAAGGCUUGACGUUGCUCGCCAGAAGCUAGUCGACGAACUUAUAGCAUUCAGUGUGCAUAAAGAGGUGAAAGUGGUAGUUGUCUUUGAUGCGAUGAUGUCUGGACUGCCUACGCACAAAGAAACUUUUGCAUGUGUUGAUAUAAUAUACUCAGGUGAAACAUGUGCUGACUCGUGGAUCGAAAAGGAGGUUACGGCCUUGAGGGAAGAUGGCUGCCCCAAAGUGUGGGUUGUGACAUCCGACAAUAGUCAGCAACAUGCUGCACAUGGAGCAGGAGCCUUUGUCUGGAGUUGCAAAGCCUUGGUCUCUGAGAUUAAGGCGUCUCAGAAGGAGGUGGAAAGGAUGCUUGAAGAGCAAAGGCCGACCUCUUUCCAGGGGAAACUGUUAAAGCACAACCUUGACUCGGAAGUGGUGGACGCACUCAAGGACUUGAGGAACAAGCUGUACGAGGAUGAGCGAAGAAAGUAG